GAAAACAGAGGUGCUUACUUUUGAAUGCCACGGUGUUUUUCAUGCUAGUCUGUGUUUGUUUGUUUUAAUAAAAAGUUUAACUCGCACCCCAAGUACGAUGGGUAUAGAAGACGAAGCGGAUCGCACUCUCUUCAUAAGAAACUUAGACACCAGAGUUACGGAGGAACUCCUGUUCGAGCUGUUUUUGCAGGCUGGACCGCUCAUCCGAACUAAAAUCCCUAAAGAUUCGGAUGGGAAACAGAAAACAUUUGGCUUUGCAGUUUAUAAACAUGAGGUUUCCGUGCCUUAUGCCAUGCAACUCCUAAAUGGGGCAUCGCUGUAUGGGAAAACCAUCCAAGUCCAGUUCAGAACGGGUAGCAGUCAUAGCAGUCCAGGAAACUCCCAGAAUUCUAGUCCUGCAAAUACCCCAAAUCCUCAUGGCCAAAGGAUGCCAAUCCAGUUUGGUUCUCCUCCAUACACGCCUCCACACCAAAUGCAGAGGUCAUUUUCAUCGCCUGAUAAUCUCCCGAAGCAUGUCAUGAGGAACAACAUGUGGCAGCUCCAUAUGCAGCAGCUCGAGCAGCUUAACGGCGCUUUUGCCAAAUCUUUCCACCGGCAGUCACCCGCUGUUGGAAAUUCUGGCAGGGGGUUAGAGUUGAGGCAGCAGGACGGCGAUCACUACAGGCAUGAUCGAACCCAGGUGAACAGCGGCGGGAGAAGCCAGCGCCACGGGGAUGAGCACGGCUCUGGUCGUCAUCAGCACAGCCACAGCCGGGAGAACUAUCACCACCAGAAUGACAGGAGUGGUGGCAACCGAUACCACGACAGCCGAGGUGGAAACAGUCGUGAUGAACGGGCUGGCAAUCGUGGCCCCAAAGAGUACGUUCACAGAUGGCGACGUUACUGAGUUACAUCUUUGUGAAAAAAAACAAUGAAAAAAAAAAUCAGUUCUUCACAUUUUGUGGACAUUUCUUUUAGGAAAAUCGGAAUUAGGUUAAAAAUCAUUGUGUAUAUACUCAGGUUGUUUGUAAAUGAUCUCACCAACUUGAGGAUUUAAUAACUCAUGCCUUUAAGGCCUCUUUUUAAAGGUCUUUUUAAAUUUGAACAUUUUUCUUUGAUGUGACACUUUUUUUCUCAGCUGUUCUGAAUAUUCUGAAAGUGAUUGUGAUGCAGACGCAGUUACAACAUGACUGGCAGUGAAUCUUGAAUGACAAAAUAAAUUUAAAAAAAAUGACAUAAAAAGUAUAUACUUACCAGAUUUGUGUUAUGCAAUUGUACUUAUGGUACAAUGUGGUGCUCCUAACAAUGUAAACAAUUUUCAGGUACUUUUGCUGAAAAGAAUAUCAACUUUAGCUAUAAAUUCCUCCAGCAACAUUAAAGCAAACACAGGGCACCAACUUUUUUUAAUGUGUAGAUCAACCUUGCUCUUUCCAGCAAAAGGGGCUUCAUUUGACUUUUCUGUGGGUUUUAUUUUUUUAAACUCCAAUCUGUAAAACAUGUUUUAAAGUGAACAUUUUCUCUAUAAACCUCUUUUCACUUGA
Molecule: messenger RNA, 1520 nt
Organism: Poeciliopsis prolifica (blackstripe livebearer)
Lineage: Eukaryota; Metazoa; Chordata; Actinopteri; Cyprinodontiformes; Poeciliidae
Gene: rbm7
Product: RNA binding motif protein 7
Exons: 5
Coding region: 98-886 (262 amino acids)
Biological process (GO): regulation of alternative mRNA splicing, via spliceosome
Cellular component (GO): nucleus
Molecular function (GO): single-stranded RNA binding
Source: RefSeq, a predicted model, not a curated record